Molecule: messenger RNA, 1764 nt
Organism: Aspergillus calidoustus
Lineage: Eukaryota; Fungi; Ascomycota; Eurotiomycetes; Eurotiales; Aspergillaceae
Source: the annotation of a GenBank genome assembly
AUGGGCAAUCUCGGUGACCUGUCACCCCAAGGGAGUGUCGCGAUCGGAGUUCUUGUCGGGUUAAUCUCGGCUAGCCUCCAGGCGAUCGGACUGACUCUCCAGCGCAAGUCGCAUAUCCUUGAAGACGAGAAACAUCCUUACGAACUUCGAAGACCUCCAUACAAACGACGAAGAUGGCAGCUGGGUAUGCUCAUGUUCGUCCUUGCAAACAUCGUCGGGAGUACAAUCCAAAUAACUACACUUCCGCUUCCUGUGCUUUCGACGCUUCAAGCAUCGGGGCUUGUCUUUAAUACGAUAUUCGCAACGUUGAUUCUUGGAGAGGCUUUCACUCGAUAUUCGCUGAUAGGGACCAUCUUGGUCUGUGGCGGUGCUGUCUUAAUAGCAGUCUUCGGCGCUAUUGGAGAACCGGCGCAUACCCUCGAUCAACUCCUCGAGCUUCUUCGUGGCCGAACUUUCAUUCUCUGGGUGGCGGGGACGGCACUGCUGUCGGUGGCUAUCUUAAUCGGGUCGAAGCUCCUACAAUUCUUCACUACUGCACGUUGGAAGCAUCCUACCUUACGAAACUCGUAUGUGCCGCGCCUGAAUGUGCCUCAUGCGCGUGUUCGUCUUAUACGGGGACUAUGCUAUGGGCUGGUUAGCGGCAUUCUAUCCGCGCAUACACUACUCCUAGCCAAGUCGGCCGUGGAGUUACUUGUUCGGACAAUUGUGGAUCGUGUCAAUCAAUUUAAUCGCUGGCAGUCAUGGAUUAUUCUGCUUUCAAUGAUCGGGCUUGCCCUCUCGCAGCUGUACUACCUUCAUCGCGGCCUGAAGCUUUGCAGCACGAGCAUCCUCUAUCCUUUCGUUUUCUGCAUCUACAACAUCAUCGCUAUCUUGGAUGGUUUAAUCUACUUCCGCCAAAUGCCUCAGUUGACGAGCCUACAUGCAGGACUUGUCGCGCUCGGAACCGUUGUUCUUCUCGCUGGAGUGCUGUGUUUGUCAUGGCGAUUGGAAGAUAUUGAUAGCCAUGCGCCCAUGGCGGUCGUCGGUCCCUCUCAGGCGACAAUGGGACCCGGAAUGGCUGCUAUCGAUGAGCGCACCGAGACUUCUGACCUAGGACUAGAGGAUGUGGAAGACCAGGUCGGCGAGCGAGAACCAUUACUCCGUCCAACAAUUCCUCGCCACGAAUCUCCUCGCCAGCGAGCCCCCAGUCUUCCUAUAUACUCAACAAUGUCCAAGCGGGCAUCAACCUCCUCUAAUAUGGAUCCGGCUUCAAUAUGGGCCGAACUAGACGACUCCGACGUCGAGACAACAGGCGGCGGACGAUCACCCCUCCUCACUCGAUCUCCGGUGGACCAAUUACAAAACCGUCCGCGAAGCAAAAGCAGCGCUCUACGCGGUCCACAAGGCUGGAGCCCACGACGACUCCAACAAGGCGAUUAUGAGACCAGAAAGGCACGAAUAACUUCAUUCUCUAGCUCCGAGAGUCGCCUCUUGCUUCCGAAACGACGAACAAUAGGCCCUACUUCUCCCUUGGCCGGAUACGGCACCACAAAUACCCAGCAUAAUCAACGAACAACAGGUAACGAUCACCAACAACGACGCCAAUCUACGGCCGGUGGAGCUCCAGGUCGCAUCCUCGCAGGCUCGAGGAACGCCCUUGGGAUCUGGAGAACAGGCCUCAACUAUCUAACCCGUUUCACCGGCCAGGGCCGCAGGCGGAGCGAUCCACACGACCCUGAAGCCGACCCCGUCACAUCUACACAUAGUCAGAGUCCAGAACAAUAA